Hibiscus syriacus is the source of this 3117-nucleotide messenger RNA. Its product is annotated as transcriptional elongation regulator MINIYO-like. Lineage: Eukaryota; Viridiplantae; Streptophyta; Magnoliopsida; Malvales; Malvaceae. The coding region runs from base 1 to 3054 and encodes 1017 amino acids. The record is from RefSeq and is a predicted model, not a curated record. The transcript has 8 exons.
AUGUCUCUUGAUGAUAAUCACUAUUCUGUUGUUUUAGCAAGCGCCAAAGUAAUUCAGUGCAUAUUGAGCUGUGAUAUAAUUCAGAAUUACUUUGAUCUUUCGAAGAAAACAGCAAUAAACAUGAAGGAUACCCAUACUGCUCCUAUAUUUCGAAGUAAACCAGAGAUUGACGUUGGUUUUCUUCAUGGGGGAUUUUGGAAGUAUAGUGCAAAACCUUCAAAUAUUCUUCUUCAUGGUGAUGAUACUAUGGAAGAUGAAACUGGAGGGAAGCAUACAAUUCAGGAUGAUAUUGUAGUUGCUGGACAAGAUUUUGCUGCCGGUUUGGUUAGGAUGGGAAUCCUUCCAAGGAUUCGAUAUCUUUUGGAGAUAGAACCAACAGCACCUUUGGAAGAAUGCAUGGUUUCAGUCCUAGUUGCAAUAGCAAGGCAUUCCCCAAUGGGUGCGAACGCAAUAAUGAAGUGCCAAAGACUAGUCCAAACUAUUGUUCACCGAUUCACCGCAAAUAGCAGCACGGAGGUUUAUCCGGCUAAGGUUAAAUCUGUUUGCCUUUUGAAGGUCCUAGCACAAUCUGACCGGAAGAACUGUGUGGAGUUCAUAGAGAAUGGAAUUUUCCAGGCUAUGACAUGCCAAUUGUACUCUCUGGAACAAUGGUUGAAAUUGGGAAGAGAAAAUUGUAAACUUUCAUCUGCGUUAAUGGUUGAACAACUACGUUUUUGGAAGGUCUGCAUUCAGUAUGGAUAUUGUGUAUCAUACUUCUCCACCGUUUUUCCUGCCUUGUCCUUGUGGUUGAAUCCCCCUGUAAUUGAAAAACUGGUUGAGAAUAAUGUUUUAAGUGAAUUUGCUUCCAUCUCUGAGGAGGCGUACCUUAUUCUAGAAUCCUUGGCCAGAACACUUCCAAAUUUUUAUUCACACAAGAUUCUAAGUGAUAGCAUACCUGAGAGAGCCGAUGAUAAUGUGGAAACCUGGUCUUGGAUCCAUGUUGGACCAAUGGUUGAUUUAGCUGUUAAAUGGAUAUCAGUUAAGUCUGUAUUGAUUGAUUCUCAUGAUGGAAUAAUGGGGAACUCUGUUCUCCAAGAUAAAUCUUCCUCUCCCUUAUUGUGGGUGUACUCAGCUGUCAUGCACAUGCUUUCCAGAGUGCUUGAAAAAGUGAUCCCUGAGGAUGCCAUGGACCUUCAAGAAGGUGGUGGUCACGUGCCAUGGUUGCCAGAUUUUGUUCCUAAGGUUGGACUUGAAAUUAUUAGAAAUGGUUUUUUGAGCUUUACUCGUGUGAACAGUGCAGAAUAUGGAACUAACCUGGCUGCAGGUAGUUCUUUUAUUGAGCAACUCUGUUCUUUAAGGAAGCAAAGUGAAUUCGAAACAUCAUUUGCUUCUCUAUGUUGCCUUCAUGGCUUCUUCAAGGUUUGUAUAUACAUUAACAAUUUGAUCCAGUUAACCAAGACUAUGGUCUAUAAUCCUUCUCAAGAACGCUGUUUAUCACAUGAAGAGAACAUACUUGCAAAGGGGAUACUGGUAGAAUCUUUGUUUGAAUUGAGAUGUGUUUUUGAUAUUUUCUCGAAGUUAGUAGCAUCAGAGUGGCACUUUGUGCAGUCAAUUGAGAUUUUUGGUAGAGGAGGCCCUGCUCCUGGUGUGGGGUUUGGAUGGGGUGCCUCUGGUGGAGGAUUUUGGUUGAAAAUUGUUUUAUUGGCACAAACAGAUGCAUGGUUGCUCAGUCAGUUGCUUGAAAUCUUCCAGAUUAUCUUUACAGGAGUUUUAUCCUUGGAUGAACAGAGGACCUUUACCAGGGAAAUAAUCCUUUCUGCUUUAGGAUUAUGUUUAAUUGCUGGACCAAGAGACAAGGUCGUUGUGGAGAAAGCGUUGGAUGUUAUGCUUCAAGUACCUGUUCUAAAGUACCUUAGUCUUUGCAUUCAACGUUUUAUCCAGGAUAAGGGGAGUAUAAAAUCAUAUGGGUGGGAAUAUAAAGAAGAAGACUAUAUGCACGUAAGUGAGAUAUUAGCUUCUCACUUCAGAAAUAGAUGGUUGUCUAAUAAGAGAAAAUUGAAAGGCUCGAGUGUUGAUAGAACAUCAAGGGAUAGUGUUCCUCUGGAAACCAUACCAGAGGACCUAGACACAUCAAAGAUGAGUCAAGAUCAUAACUGCACUUCAUUGAUGUCGGAAUGGGCCCACCAGAGACUACCGCUUCCCAUGCACUGGUUUCUUAGUCCAGUAUCAACUUUAUGUGCUAGCAAACAUGCUGGACUCGGAAAGGCCUCUGAUAUACAAAAUAUUCUGCAGGACCCUGGUCAUAUAGUUGAAGUUUCUAGAGCUGGAAUGUUUUUCCUUCUUGGUUUGGAAGCCUGGUCCACUUUCUUGCCUACAGAUGUUGUCUCACCCAUCCAGAGUGUUCCGGUAUCUGGAAACUGCAUUCAUUAUCCAUCAUAUUACUCGUUGGAAUGGCCAUUCUCGAAGAUGAGAAGACUAGGGACGUUUAUGAGUCUUUGCAAGAGCUAUAUGGACAACAUCUUGACGAGAAAAGGUCUAAGGGAAGACGUGAAACUACUUCAGAUAUGUCUACCAUAUGGUGCUGUAUCUUUUGGUGAUUUGACCUAUGGUCGGCAAGUUGCAGUAUAUUUACACCGUUGUGUCGAAGCUCCUGUGCGACUUGCUGCUUGGAAUGCAUUAUCUAAUUCUCGUGUUCUUGAACUUCUUCCGCCAUUGCAGAAAUGCUUGGGAGAGGCUGAAGGAUACCUUGAACCUGUUGAGGAGAACGAAGCAAUUUUGGAGGCCUAUUUGAAGUCAUGGGUAUCUGGUGCCCUUGACAAAGCUACAACUCGAGGAUCAGUUGCAUUCACAUUAGCUCUGCAUCACCUCUCAUCUUUUGUUUUUAUCUCUAACAAAAGUGACAAGCUGUUGCUACGGAAUAAGCUUGUGAAGUCCCUACUGCGAGACUACGCCAGGAAGAAGAACCACGAGGGAAUGAUGCUGCGGUUCAUCGGAUAUACGAAGCCAUCGAAUGUUCCGAUACAGAGGAGUGAUGUAGAGGAGAGGUUGGAAAGGCUGAGGGAAGCUUGCGAUUGAAAUCACUCUCUUCUGAGAGAAGUUGAGAAACUCAAGUCUUGUAUGAAAGAAUAUCCAUUAAAU